CGUCACACAGGGGCCAGAGUGAUUGGAGAUGGCAGCAGUACAGGAAGUGGUGAUGGAGCAAGAGGUGCGUUCUCCUCCUCCAGCACCGGAAGGAGGAAACGAGGAGGAUGAUCGAAUGAAGGAGUUGAUCCACUUGUGCUAUGAAGAAGGGAUUAUCCCUACAAACUUAGACCCUGGCGAGAUGACAGUGGUGGGACGGGAGGCACGGUUCAAGGUGAAUACCAAUAUCGAUCAAGCUAAGGUGAACUGGCUUAAGGCGCAUGCUGUCAUGGUCAUCUCUAAGGAAGGCGCCAGAUUCCUACCGAGAAAGGUGAAAGAUGAUAUUGUUCGAGCGUAUGAAAACAAACGAACUGGAGAUGGCACUUUCGAUCCGCUCAACUUCAGACGUGGACGGGUGAGAAUAGAGAGUCCCAAUGUAGUCUCUUAUGUGGCGAGAAGCACGGAGGUUGUGACAUGGCUAGUGAACAGGGGUAGUGACAACGUCACUCUUGCGAAAACGGCUUAUAACCUGGAGUUCAAGCCAUUGCUAACCAAGGCGCAGUUGAAGGCUCAAGGACGCGAAGAGGACGAGUCUACCUUUUGGGUUAUUGCUGUUCAAGUUCCACUCGACGCGAUGAUGUAUCUCGAAGCUCAUAUCAGACGCGCCAUCGGCCCGAUCAUUCUCAUGCAUCCAGCGGAACAGGAUCGAAUGAAGCCAUCGCUGAUCAACAUCAAAUUUGAUGUAGAUCCAGCUAGCCGUCCCAACAUGAAGGAUGUAAUAUGGGUCGACACUUUUGAGGGAGAUUCGCUGGAGGUUAAGCUGGCGUCUUCAGAAACUCCACGCUGUCGCCGAUGCCGUGUUUUUUUCCACACGGAGGAGGAUUGUCGUCGAGGAUCUCGUCAACGGGACCAAGCUUCAGGAAAAGGACAACAAGUAACACGAGGUAACGCGGGUGAUCAAGGACAACAGCCGCUUCCCAUCUAUCAAGGUCCAUUGGGAACACGACCAUCAUCACCAUCACAACAAGCGAGUUCUGCUCAUCAACAUCAGCAACAGCACACCCAAGGGGGCAUGAUCGGUGACAAUAACAUCCACCUCAACCCACUGGUAUCACCUGCACUUGCAGCUUUUCAGGGAGGUUUUCCCUCCCCAUCACGGCGAUCCACAGGGAGCGAGUUGGGGCCAUGUACCCCCAUACAUGUGGCAGGGCAAUCAGCCCAUGUUCAAUCAGGGUAUGCAGUACGGAUCAACGUUCCAGCAUUAUGGUAUGCCGCCGAUCCAUCCUGAGACAUCAAGAGGCAACCUUCUCUCAGCUGGAGUACCAGGGGGUAACCUCGGGUACCGGCCAGCUCCGAUUCCAGCAGCAUCGCAAGGAGAGGAAUUUCCUACAACACAGGGAGAAUCCACCCCAGGAGCUAAUCAGCAUGCAACUGAG
This is a messenger RNA of Chara braunii, 1415 nucleotides long. The record is from the annotation of a GenBank genome assembly. NCBI's taxonomy places the organism in Eukaryota, Viridiplantae, Streptophyta, Charophyceae, Charales, Characeae.